AUGAGUUUCUUCGAUAGGUUGUUCACUCUCGUCCUUACUAGGGACCAACGGGAACGUCACUCUCGUGUCAAGUGGGAGAAGACAGUAACAAAGUCCGAGGACCUGUUCAUUCCCUCAUCUCCUUGCACUGCUCCGAUGACACCUUCUCUCUCAUCUUCAUCAUCAUCAUCCUCAAUAUCCUCGGGUAGCUCUUCACCUAGCCGAUCAAGGCCAGGAACAGCUCACUCCACCUCGCCCCGAUUCGACUCAAGGCCUGAAUUCAGACGCCACACAUCAAUCAAGAGAAAUCCAAUCUCAUACGACUGCCUUGUUGCCGUUGAGAAGGAAACUAAGAAGCCAGCAACUACUACCGUCGUGCAGCCACGCCUCUACCCUCUCCCACCUUUGGGACCCAUGGAGGGAGUUGGCAAGUACAGACGCAGCAUCCACGUUAGCGAGCAGUUCAUGGAUGCCAACCGAAGAGAUAACCUCGCCGCUCUUCAACCACUUCCGGAUGAAGAUGACGAUGUUGAGAUUGAACAACGCACUGGUCGCAGAAAGUGGCGCACCGAUUCCACUGGCAACCGUGACACUACUACCCCACCAAGAGGAAGCUCAGCCUCCCCCAAGAUGGAGACUGCAGAUCUUCCGGAUCAACCAUACUACGACUCAGAACCCAAGAAGGAUUCCGGUAUCGGUUCAUCGCCACCAGCGCCAAAGAAACAGAGACAGCGCAGCUUGCCUCCACGAUGGAAGAAGCAGAGCAAAUCAGCUUCGCCACCAGUGAUUAAGGAGCUUGAAAACGACAGCGAGUUUGAGGAUGAGGAGGUCGAGAAGAAGCCGGUAGUACGUGUUCAGAGCAAGAAGAGGCUGCAUGCACCGGUUGGAAAGCGAGCAGGAAGGGGAGGAGUCAAGGCAAAGGCAGUGAUUGGUCUGCCAGCGCAGAGGAAGAAGGUCAACGCACCGGUUGCGGCGCAGGUUUUGGGAGCUAGCAUGGAGACACUUGUGUCUGGAGAGGAAUAA
Molecule: messenger RNA, 1002 nt
Organism: Morchella sextelata
Lineage: Eukaryota; Fungi; Ascomycota; Pezizomycetes; Pezizales; Morchellaceae
Exons: 1
Coding region: 1-1002 (333 amino acids)
Source: RefSeq, a predicted model, not a curated record